AUGAGUCAAUUAAAAACUUUAGGUUAAAUUAAUUCUUUAAAUAGAAAUAGUUUUCAUUAGUCUCAACCUAAUAAUGUUGUACCAAAUUCUAGUCCCAACUAAAUUUCUCAAAAUAGCCAACUAAUAAAUAUUCAACAAUCAUGUCAACUUAAUUUAUAUUAACCAAAUCAUAAUUAAGAUAGUGGAAUUUUAUUAAAUUAAUAACAAAUUUCUCCAUUCCCAUAAUAAUAAAAAUUAUCCUCUAAGAUAAAAUUUUUAGGAAAGGUUCCUGAUUAAAAUCCUACAUUAAUAGAAAAAGAUAAUAGUAUUAUUAUUUUUUAAAUUAGAUUUUAAUUAUCAGGCAAAUUAAUUUAACCCUCCCAAUUUUAUAGACUAGAAUUUAUUCAUAAGAUAAAUUCCAAUGCCAAAGCCAAAACCAAAACCUUAAGAAGAAAUUCCUUAAAUAGAAAUUCCUUAAAUAGACAAUUCUUUGUUCUAACGUUAAUAACCUUAAUAAACUUAAUAAAUUAAAACUAUUGAAAAGCCUAUAGAAGAUGUUAAUAAUGAUGGAUUUUAAUAGUUACAGGCAAAUACACUAUAUCAAACAAAAAUAAUUAAUUGUUUUUAUUGUAGAACGCCUAUCCAUAAGUAAUAGAUAGGACUUAAUUGCUUACAUUUUUACCAUUAAGAAUGCUUUUAAGAUAUAAUUAAUUAAUAAAUAAAUACAGGAAAAUGUAUUUGCUUAUGCAAUCAAAAAAUUCCUCAAAAGCAAUUAUUAACAUUAUUAACUCUUAAAUAGAAAGACUAAUUUCUUGAUAAUUAAUAUAAAAAAAUAACAGAAAGUAAUCCUAACUUAAUAAAUAUGGGAAAAUGA
Paramecium primaurelia is the source of this 853-nucleotide messenger RNA. Lineage: Eukaryota; Ciliophora; Oligohymenophorea; Peniculida; Parameciidae. The record is from the annotation of a GenBank genome assembly.